AUGUCUUUACUUGCACCUCCAAAUUUUGCUUUGAUUGCCGCUGCAUGCAACAACUGGGGAAUCGGAAUUAACAAUAAAUUGCCAUGGAAACUCGAACGAGAAAUGGGAUAUUUUGAAAGAGUUACUAAACACGUAGUACCAAUUCCAAAAGAUAAGGAUGAUUCUUCUUCCUCGGAUGUGCAAGCCACUAUUUUAGAUCAGAAAAGUCAGAAUGUGGUGAUUAUGGGUCGUAAAACUUGGGAAUCUAUUCCAUCAAAAUAUCGACCUUUGAAAGAUCGAUUGAAUGUUGUUAUUUCAAGGAGUAUGGUGAAGGAUGAAAGCGUGUCUGGUAACGGUACUUAUUUGAUUUAUUCAACUCUAGAUGACGCCAUUAAGGAUAUUGUUAAUAAGCCGUCGAUUUCGAGAAUCUUUAUAAUGGGCGGGUCAUUUGUCUACAAAGAGGCGAUCGAAUCGCCAUUAUGUAAAUACAUUCUUUUAACUAGAGUGUACAAAGAUUUCAAUUGCGACACCUUUUUUCCAGAGAUUGAUGAAAGUGUGUACAGAUUAACAACCCAUGAAGAGUUGGAGAAUUUUGUUGGGGAAAAGGUGCCAAAAGGUAGACAAUUGGAGAAUGGGAUUGAAUACGAAUUUACGAUGUAUGAGAGAAAAUAA
Molecule: messenger RNA, 651 nt
Organism: Acaulospora morrowiae
Lineage: Eukaryota; Fungi; Glomeromycota; Glomeromycetes; Diversisporales; Acaulosporaceae
Source: the annotation of a GenBank genome assembly